AUCAAAUUUUUCAGGCAGGACUUCUGGAGAAGAUUCCUACAAUAGACAUUUUGGAGAAAUAUGCAGAAACAGUUCUUCAGAGAAAUAUUGAGAGCUUAUAUGCUUGUGGAGUCGAUGAAAAGGAUGUGCACAAAGCGUUGAUUGAGGCUAUUCCGAGGUUACUAAAUUGGAUGACUGUUUUCAAAGGUUCACAGGACUCAAAUCGACUCACCGUUGAUUUUGGACAUGAUGGUGGACUGAAAAAAGCUAAUCUAUCUGAGCCAACAUCACCAUUGAUCUUCAUAGUCGGAAAACAACGAACCAGCUGCCUCAGUAGCUGUGUGAUCCACAACCAGUUGUGCUGCCAGACAGUGUCGCUGCCCUCUGCUGCCCCAGCCCUAACCAGCGCUUUUAGUAAUGCAGUCAGCUCCAGUAGGUGCACUCCAGCUGCUCAGAGCCUCAGCUCUAGCGGCCACCUUCUGUUCAGUGGCAAACGACCAGUUGUAAACACCUCUGUCCGACAUUUCACCCAAUCCAGCUGCGCACCUGCCCUUCUGUGUGCUGCUAACAGUUGCUUAGCCUCCACAAGCCGCACUUGUCUCCUAUGCACAUCCCAUAGUUGCAUCGGAUCUCUCGUGUUUACUCCUCAACUGCGAACAACUUGGAAGUUCUGUUUUAACCCGAUACUUACUGCCGAAUCAUGCCACUUAGUUGUGGCAAGCGGGGUUAUAACAGAAAUCAGUCGCUCUCAUGUUUCUGUUUCUUUUUCAAAGUGUUUACAUCUUCCUUGGAGCAACUCAUCUUCAGAGGCAGACGAUCUCUUUCAGGAGGUAUGGCGGAUCAACAAGGAUGAAGCGAUGACAACAUUUUCAAUUAUGAGGUUCAAUCUCGUACAACUUUUUCUGCCAACUGAGCGAAGUUCUUGUCUAAGGAAGAUGAUUGUUGACCUUCAGGACACUCUGAUUUUGCAGGCUCCUAGAUUUGACAGUGGAUGUAUAUUGAGUCAAGAUCCUGCAAUAUCGUAUAUUUGGUCCGAGAAAAGUUUGAAUGAUGAUCAGCGCCGAGCUAUUCUUAAGAUACUUGCUGCAAAGGAUUAUGCUCUAAUUCUGGGGAUGCCUGGAACAGGAAAAACAUCUACAAUGGUGCAUGCAGUGAAAGCGCUGUUGAUCAGAGUUUAGGUUUUUGCUGAAGCUUUGUUGGAAAACCAGGAUCAAAUUGUACACUUCUGCCUAAAAAGAGAAAAACACGAUUGUGGCUUAAGCUUCGUACUCUUGGAUUGAUUAAGACCAUCUGUGAUCAUGUCUUUCAUGCACUAACUAAACUUAAAACAAUAAUUUUUCUGGCAAUCAGUGGCUUUUAAAAUGUCGAAAUUCCAUUUUCUGUUUUGUAUAGAAUUGCUAUUGCAUUUUCUUCCACCUUAUUGAAAUUCAAA
Messenger RNA from Carica papaya (papaya), 1411 nucleotides. Lineage: Eukaryota; Viridiplantae; Streptophyta; Magnoliopsida; Brassicales; Caricaceae. The record is from RefSeq and is a predicted model, not a curated record.